Hordeum vulgare subsp. vulgare (domesticated barley) is the source of this 957-nucleotide messenger RNA. Its product is annotated as dehydrin DHN4. Gene Ontology annotation, biological process: response to water. The record is from RefSeq and is a predicted model, not a curated record. Lineage: Eukaryota; Viridiplantae; Streptophyta; Magnoliopsida; Poales; Poaceae. Bases 90 to 707 code for a protein of 205 amino acids. The transcript is spliced from 2 exons.
ACACAACAAAGUGUACCGGCCAAAAGAAGUACUGUACGUAGUAAAACAGCAGCACUAGAUUUUGGUGACAAGUUCAGCGGCAGCGCAAGAUGGAGUACCAGGGACAGCAGCACGGCCGCGUCGACGAGUACGGCAACCCUGUGGCCGGACAUGGCGUCGGCACCGGCAUGGGAACGCACGGCGGCGUCGGCACUGGCGCGGCCGCCGGUGGGCAUUACCAGCCCAUGAGGGACGAGCACCAGACUGGCCGUGGGAUCCUGCACCGCUCCGGCAGCUCCAGCUCCAGCUCGUCCGAGGACGAUGGCAUGGGUGGCAGGAGGAAGAAGGGCAUCAAGGAGAAGAUCAAGGAGAAGCUCCCUGGUGGCCACGGUGACCAGCAGCACAACGCUGGCACCUACGGCUACGGACAGCAGGGUACUGGCAUGGCCGGCACCGGCGGAACCUACGGGCAGCAGGGUCACACUGGGAUGACCGGGAUGGGAGCCACUGACGGCACCUACGGACAGCAAGGCCACACUGGGAUGGCCGGCACCGGGGCACAUGGCACCGCGGCCACCGGCGGCACCUACGGGCAGCAGGGCCACACCGGGAUGACAGGCACGGGCAUGCACGGCACCGGUGGCACCUACGGGCAGCACGGCACCGACACCGGCGAGAAGAAGGGCAUCAUGGACAAGAUCAAGGAGAAGCUCCCUGGCCAGCACUGAGCGCUCCGAGCCCAGCCCCCGCGGCCGCCACUUCUGAGUGUGGAGGUGCCGGUCGACCACCGUUGCAGAAUCAAUAAUAAGAUGGCGAUACAAUAAAAUUCCACCAUACAACGUGAGCAUAGUUCACCUAGCUCACUUGGCUGUUGGAGGGGCGAAUGUAUCUAGUUCAAGUUUACGUGAACAACACUGUGUUAAGAGUGUUUUCGUCUGUUUACACUAUAUAAUCUUGUAAAUUUCCUUUUUGGUUCAA